This is a messenger RNA of Microstroma glucosiphilum, 1260 nucleotides long. Its product is annotated as peroxisomal 3-ketoacyl-CoA-thiolase. Gene Ontology annotation, molecular function: acetyl-CoA C-acetyltransferase activity. The transcript has 3 exons. Gene Ontology annotation, biological process: fatty acid beta-oxidation. Lineage: Eukaryota; Fungi; Basidiomycota; Exobasidiomycetes; Microstromatales; Microstromataceae. The record is from RefSeq and is a predicted model, not a curated record. Bases 33 to 1208 code for a protein of 391 amino acids.
CCAUCCUUCGUUUUACCGCCACCCUACACAAGAUGUCGGGCGUUCAAGAUGUGUACAUUCUCUCUGCUGCCCGUACGCCGGUAGGCUCCUUUAAUGGCUCUCUCAAGAAGGUCACUGCACCUCAGCUGGGUGCCACGGCUCUCAAGGCUGCGCUGGAGCGCGCCCAGGUCAAGCCAGAGCAGCUUCAGGAGGCCUACUUCGGUAACGUUCUCCAGGGAAAUGUCGGACAGGCUCCUGCCAGGCAGGUCGUAAUUGGAGCCGGAUGCCCACCCGAGACCGAGGCUACCACGAUCAACAAGGUCUGCGCCAGUGGAAUGAAGGCCAUCAUGCUUGCCUCUCAGAGCAUUGCUCUGGGCCAGAGGAAGAUCAUGGCUGCCGGAGGAAUGGAGAGCAUGAGCAACUCGCCCUUCUACUUCCCUCGUGGAGCAGCCUUUGGUCAUCAGCAGGUCGCUGAUGCCAUUGUCAAGGAUGGUCUCUCUGAUGUCUACAAUGGUGUACACAUGGGCAAUUGCGCUGAGAAGACGGCCAAGGACCACUCUCUGACGCGUGAGGCUCAGGAUGCCUAUGCCAUCGAGUCGUACAAGCGCGCCGCCGAUGCUUGGAAGGCCGGCGUCUUCUCCAAUGAAAUUGCCCCAGUGACCAUCUCGGACAAGAAGGGCGACAUCAUCAUUGCCGAAGACGAGGAGUACAAAAAGAUCCAGCUGGAGAAGAUUCCCACCCUGCGCCCCGUCUUCCAGCCCAAGGAUGGAACUGUCACUGCUGCUAACGCCUCAACGCUCAACGACGGAGCCUCUGCUGUGAUCCUGUCCACCAAGGCUGGAGCCGAGGAGCUGGGUGUGAAGCCCCUGGCUAAGAUCAUUGCCUUUGCCGAUGCUGCCGUUGCCCCCAUUGACUUCCCCGUCGCCCCCGCCAAGGCCAUCCCAAUUGCCCUUGAGCGAGCUGGUAUCACAAAGGACCAGGUGGCUCUGUGGGAGAUCAACGAGGCCUUCUCUGCCGUCGCCCUGGCCAACAACAAGAUUCUGGGACUGGACGCCAGCAAGGUCAACAAGUUCGGUGGAGGUGUGUCCCUGGGCCACCCGAUUGGUAGCUCUGGCUCGAGGAUCGUGGUCAGUCUGGUGCACGCCCUCAAGGCGGGCGAGUACGGCGUUGCUGGUGUGUGCAAUGGAGGAGGUGGAGCUUCGGCCAUUGUUGUGCAACGACUGGAGUGACUAGCUUCGGAUGCCGAUGAGAGAGCGACGAAGAGGGAAGAGGAGCAAAAGG